AUGCUUUUAAGAGAUGAUGAAGAUGAUGAUUCGGAAGGAUUCGAUUAUAGUCCUUUUCAAAUACGGAUUGAUAGUGAAGAUAAAGUCUCUACUACAUACAGGGAACUCAAAUCUCUUCAUGAGAAGAUUGAUCAACUACUUCUCGCAUCCACAGCCUCCACCUCUGCAGCUUGCACCAAAUCUACUGUUGAAUCAAUCUUGGAGCGGGUAACAAAGGAACACUUUGCCAAUGACCCCACUUUAUCGAAGGCAGUUUCAGAUUCUAGUGAUGUCUCCAAGGCAACGACCGAAAAAACUGAUAAACUAAUUGUAGAUACAAUGGAAUUCAUGGAGGAUUACAAGACUACUUAUAACUCCAACACUGUAGCUGCGAACAAGGCAAUUCAGAACGUUGGUCUUUUAUUCCAAAAUGAAAAUGUGAACUUUGUUGAGCUUCGCAAGGCACUUAAGUCCGAUCAUUAA
This is a messenger RNA of Lactuca saligna, 462 nucleotides long. Lineage: Eukaryota; Viridiplantae; Streptophyta; Magnoliopsida; Asterales; Asteraceae. The record is from the annotation of a GenBank genome assembly.